Melanaphis sacchari is the source of this 2072-nucleotide messenger RNA. Its product is annotated as WD repeat-containing protein 48. Bases 1 to 2010 code for a protein of 669 amino acids. Gene Ontology annotation, molecular function: ubiquitin binding. The transcript has 10 exons. Gene Ontology annotation, biological process: double-strand break repair via homologous recombination; protein deubiquitination. NCBI's taxonomy places the organism in Eukaryota, Metazoa, Arthropoda, Insecta, Hemiptera, Aphididae. The record is from RefSeq and is a predicted model, not a curated record.
AUGAGUACUUUACAUAAAAAUUGUCUUGCACAGCCUGGGCGUAAAAAAGUUCAAAUUUCAUUUGUUAUUCGUGAUGAAGAAGAACGUAGACAUAGAGCUGGAAUUAAUUCUUUGCAGUUAGAUUCCAAACAAGGAAUAUUAUAUUCUGCUGGUCGAGACGGAAUAAUACGACAAUGGGAUGUCCGAGAUAAUGUUGAAGCUACAUAUUUACGGUCAUUAGAACAUCAUACUGAUUGGGUUAAUGAUAUUGUUUUAUGUUGCGGUGGAAAUUAUUUAAUUUCUGCAAGUUCAGAUACCACUGUUAAAUUAUGGGGACUUCGAAAAGAAAAUACUUGUUUAUCAACCUUACGAACUCAUAAAGAUUAUGUUCGAGCUUUAGCAUAUGCUCGUGAUAAAGAAGUAGUCGCGUCUGCCGGGUUAGACAAGACAAUAUUUAUGUGGGAUGUUAAUAUGUUGACUACUUUAACUACUACUAACAAUACUGUUACAACGGCUUCCCUGCCUGGUAGCAAAAACUCUAUAUACAGUUUGGCAAUGAACAAUAGUGGUACAGUUUUAAUUAGUGGAAGUACAGAAAAAGUCUUACGAGUAUGGGACACAAGGACAAGUGACUGUAUGAUGAAAUUAAUAGGUCAUACAGACAAUGUAAAAGCUUUAGUUGUAAAUCGUGAUGGUACACAAUGCCUAUCGGGUAGUUCAGAUGGAACUAUUAAAUUAUGGUCCUUAGGACAACAACAAUGCAUUCAAACUCUAAGAAUUCACAAAGAAGGAGUUUGGGCAUUAGCAGCAACUGAAAAUCUUUCCCAUGUCGUAUCUGGUGGUCGUGAUAAAAAAAUUUAUAUGACAGAUUUAAAAAAUCCUAAUAGGGUUCAACUUAUAUGUAAUGAGUCUGCUCCAGUUGUGAAAAUGGUUACAACGCCUGAUAUGAGUGCUAUUUGGGUAGCCACAUCUGAGUCCUCAAUUAAUUGCUGGCGAUUAAAAAAAAGUGAUGAAACAGCUGAUUUUGAGGAUGUUCCAACAGAACCAUAUAAUCAAGAACCAUUUAGAACACUUAAAGGAGCUGCUGCUAUACGAAAAUACCAUGUACUGAAUGAUAAACGAACUAUACUGACACAAGAUACAGAAAAAAAUGUUGCGGUUUAUGAUGUCCUUAAGGCUUCUAAACUUCAAGAUUUAGGUGAAGUCGAUUUUGAUGAAGAAAUAAAAAAACGACAUCGUGUAAUAUAUAUACCAAACUGGUUUAGUGUUGAUUUAAAAACAGGGAUGUUAACAAUUCAUUUGGGACAAGAUGAAAAUGAUUGUUUUGCGGCUUGGGUUUCUGCUAAGGAAGCAGGAAUUAAUGUCACAGAUGAUAAUUUAAGGGUAAAUUAUGGAAAUCGGAUGUUGCGAUCACUGUUAGAAAAUUGGCUUAAUCGUAUUCAAACAGACCAUGGAUCUUCUGAUGGAGCCCAGUCUACAGAACUCAAUGCUCAGACAAAAUUAGAUUCUCAGUGUUGUAGAAUUCCUAAACAUACACCACUUAUGAUAAGUGAAGUUGGUGGUCGCUGUCUGUAUAGAAUGUUAGUCAGCCAGGCUGGAGAUGAAAACGAUGUAUCAAUUUUAAAUGAAACUAUUCCUUCUUGGGUUAUGAAUGUUAUUGUUGAAAAAAGUAUACCUAAAGCCCUCAAGAUAUCAUUUUAUCUCGUGCCUCUAUCAAAUACUUGUAUUAGGCCUGUAAAAAAUGGUACUCUUCGUCCAAGUCGAGACCGCUUAGUGGCAAAUGACUUUAUUCAAGUCCAGAAAAUAGCUGAGUAUAUCCAUGAAAAGUUAUCUGAAAAUGAUGGAAGUAGUCCAUAUAAUAAAACUUCAGAUUGCAUAAGUAAUCAUCUACAAGGAAAUACACCAGAGAAAAAUUUUGAAUUAAGUUGUAACGAUCAAAUACUUUCUCCUACAAUGGAUUUAAGGACUUUGAAACAUUUCAUUUGGAAAUCUUCAGCUGAUUUAACAAUAUACUUCAAGGCCAAACAUUAAAAAGUAAUUUUUACUUCAUGGUAUAUUUUAAAUUAUUAUCUUCUUAUUCUUUAUUUAUUUAG